CUUAGUUUUAUUUUCGCAUUAUAUACAUGCAAUCUAUAACUUGGUUUGUUUUAAAGAUUUCUAAUUAUUGUGAAGAUAGAAGAGUUAAGAAGUAUCUAUUGUCGGUCAAAUUUAUGUCGAACUUUACGCGACUAGAUGGCGCCGUGAAUGACUAAUCGAUAUAAAAUUUGACUACACGAAGAUCGAUAGUUCGUGCGAUAUACGAUUUGAAUGUAUUUUUGAACGAGAAAUAAAUUCAUUCGGUCUCUUGAGCACGAAACGUUUGUGAGUUCAACAGCGAUAGGAAUGAACGAAAUAUGAACUACAAGCUCAUUAACAAUGUCUUCAUCGAUACACCUAUCGUAUUGAUUUAUACGAUAGCUCGUGUAGAUUGUGUAUCUAUCUCUCUUAUAAUCGGAUUACGUAAUAAUCGAAUUAGUAUAUGACAUAGAAAGAUUUGUAUUAAAUAAAAAAAUAGUAGUUAAUAAUACAUUUAACGAAAACAAUCAACAGAUAUAUGCAAAUUAUUUCUACUUCUUUGAAAAAUAGAUUACUUGAUAAGUAUUUGUUAACUGUACAAACUUUACAUUUUUUUUUUUCUUUUUACAUUUAUACGUAUUUAGUUAAAUUUGUGUAUAUAACUAAAGUUUAUUUGAGUAGUCAUUGACUCCUAUGUUACUUACAAUGGAAUGCAUAGCGCGUAAAAAUAUGAUAUUCGUUAAAACAAAUGUAAUAUCGUGUAUCCAGAUUCCACCAUGUGGAGGUUGCUGCUUGUGGUAAUCCCAUUGUACUAACGAUGACGCAACCAAGUAAAAUCGCUUGAAAAUCAAAGUACCAAAAUCGUACUUGAUUUUUCUCCCUACUGAACGAAGUAGAUACCCCUAUACUCAUAGGAGACUUAUAAAUAAUAAUUAAUAAGAAUAAUACGAAAGAAAAGUAACUCUGUAAUUCUCAAAAUUAAUAAAAAGCGCGUUUAUGUUUAUAUUACGCAUAUAAAGAUCAAUCAACAAUCCUGAGAUAAAAAUUUUAUAGUAUCGGAAUUAAAUUGAAUUAAAAUUAUUUUCAGUUUUUUGCGUGUUACGAAUUUUUUAACGAUUGAGCAAAUGUAUUAUUGCUUAAAUAUUACUUCAUUGUAGUCCGUGUAAAAUAAUUGAAAAACUGUCGAAAGUAUUAAUUUAUAAGUUUUCACGUUUGGAAAGAGAGUGAGUGUUGGUUUGCACUCGUCGGAAUAGAAGGGAAGACUGAUUCAAUAACGAUCGAAGUCGAUCAGAGGUUUGUUUUUCUUGUUAUCACACAUAGCCACACAAAAAAUAUAUAUAUAUAUAUAUAUAUAUAACUAACUUUUCGUUUAAAUAUUAGUUGGUUAUACUUCGCGCUAAAGGUCUAAAAUUGUUUAAAUAAUUCUAAAAUAAUCAAAAGUAUGAAUUAUUUAAGCUCGAUUCCUGUAUGAAAGGAAAGAAUUUCAAUGUUUACUAAGAUUGAAAUGCAAAAUAAUACUGACUUGUCAAAGUUAAUCGUGCGGUCAUUUUUUUGUCAUUAACAACUUCAUAUUUCAAAUUUACGCCUAUCGAAAUAUCAAAUUAAAUUUAUUUUAUAUUUACGAUAUAUUACGAGUUAUAUAAUCUUUUGAUAAAUCUACCAUCGUUAUAAAUAUUAAUUUAUCGUAGUACAUGUACGUCAUAUAUCGUUUAUAUAAUUAUAAAAUACUCGAUAAAAUAUUAAUCAUUUAACCGGACAAAUAUAAACGUGGAAAAUUGACAUGUUUACUUGUUGAAAUACGAAAGAUAUCUAACACGAGAACUGUCCAACUUUACAUAUUUCUUUUAUUUAUGGUUACUUUACUGAAACGACAUAUUGUAUCAGUGUUAAUUUAAACAUUAAUUAUACUUUGUUUCUAUAUGUACAUUUUACAUUAUUAUUAUUAUUAUUAUUAUUAUUAUUUAUAUAAUUGAAAAUAAAUUAUAUAUAAUAAUUCAUAAUAAAUCAUGAAUUAAAAAAAAAAAAUUCAUAUUCUUUAAAUAUAAUAGUAAUGCAUUCUUCUAUAAAUCUCAUUCUUUAAAAUAUAAUUUAUUAGAUUUUUAUUGUAAUUUCAAGACAUUUACUUUCAUAUUUGCAAACAGAAGGAACUGCAAUUAUAGAUCCAUUUGUGUGUGUGUGUGUGUGUGUGUCAAAGAUCAAACUGGAUAUUAAAAAAGUUUACGUGUACGUAAGAGAAUAUGACGGUAAACUUGUAGAAAUGUUCGAAAUAAAAACGAAGUGAAGCGGAACAAUUAAUUAGAUCGCUCCUACUAAUUACAUAAGUUCUUUACAGAGAAUUUAAUUUUAUCGAUAAUGGUAAAAGGUGUACAUAGAAAAAUUCAUUAAUUUUCUAAAUUGCUUAAGAAACUAUACGCUUCUUCAUAUGAUUCAUAAUGUUCCAUCCUAGUUGUUUAUAAGCUAGUUAGAAAUUUCUGAAUAUUUUAUUAUCGCAUACCUACACGCUCUUUGCAUUUAAAUAUUAGUCAUGCAAGAACUGUGUUCAACGAUUAUUCUCAAUGUGCAGGAUAUGAUUAGGAGGAAUAUGUCAAUAUUUUGAGCGAUUCCAAUUUUUCAUAUCAAUAUUAAUAAUAAUAACGAUAAUAAAUAUUUUUUUCAUUAAAAAGGAAAAUGGAAGAAAUUAAAUAAAAAUGAUCAAUUUGAUUUUAUUACAUUAAAUAUCGCUCGACAAUGUUGGAGAUUUCUUUAUACAUACGAUGUCAAAUAAAUUCUAAAUAAUAGAUUAAAGGAGAAAAGAGAAACAUUGAAAUUAUUCAUUUGAUUUUAUUAUUAAAUAAUAUCGAUAUAUUGUAUUAUUCGUUUCUUUACGCGUAUCUAACAGGUAACAAAUAGUAUAUUAUUGUAAAAUCAAAUGUAGGUUUUUUCUUUUUUUACUCGCGAGAAGUAGUAGAGAUAGUUAUUUGUUCGGACGUACGCACAUAGCGCAGACUCGAGGGCUCGUUUACUCCUUAUUCUAGUUGGCUUUCAUUCGUUAUUCCACGUUGUUACAGCAACAUUCGUAGUCGUGUUCUUCGCUCUUGUUCCAUCACUUUGCAUCCCUGACCUGUUGCGUGACAGACGAAACUUAUGAAAUAACAAAAGCAUAAUUUUCAUAUAAGAUCGCCCAUAAAAACGGAUCCUCAUUCGUACGUACAGGAUACUUAAUGAUAUAUACGCAAUUGUACGAUCGCAUUGUUACAUCUACACACACAUAUAUAUAUAUGUAUAUAUACCUACGAAUGUAUGGAUACUCGCAUACCUGUAGAUAGGCAGGUAAUGGUUGGUUUUAUACGUUUCUACGUGGAGUCUGGUGACACCAUGCUAAAAACGAGGAAUAUCCUUCAUGGAAAUUCCGGUAGGACGAAUUUCAAAAUUUGGUCGGUAUUGGGAAAUCGAAAAAAGGGAAAGACAAACGGUAGAAUAAGAUCUAAUCAAGAAAAUACAUUUCCAUUAAGGACUCGACAAUUUCUUCAUAACGAAAACGUUAACACGUUACAUCCUAUAAACAAUGACAAGGAUUCGGAGGAGAGCUUUCAUCGGGCGAUCAGCCCGAUCUUAUGGUGGGCACAAUUCUUCGGCUUGCUCCCGUUAUCCGGAAUAUCUGCGAAUUUACCGUCGAGCUUAAAAUUCAAGAAAAUCUCUUUUCGAACUGCUUACGCCAUCAUAGUAGCUGUUUCGAUAUUCAUAAUGGCGAUACUGUCGAUCAUUCACAUGAUAAAGACUCUCAAACCCGAAUCUUUCGGUGUGCGUGGUGGAAUAGCUGCGGCAACAGCCGGGGCAAUAUUCUAUGGAAACGGUUUAUGCGGAACGAUCAUGUACCUUUGGUUAUCGCCACGUUGGGUGAUCCUUCAAAACGAUUGGAAGGCAAUGGAACAAUUCAUAGAUAGCAACAAAAAUCAACGACCACGGCUUCGUUGGAAAUUCAUAAUAAUAAGUACCAUCAUACUUUUUUUCGCUCUCUUCGAACAUAUUGUAAGCGUAAUUAACAACAGUACUAACUUUGAAUGGGGAACAUCAAAUUCAACCUUUGCCAAUUUUUUACACAUUUACACCGUCAACUCUCAUAACUUUAUUUUGGAAAACGUCGAUUACAACUUCGCCAUUGGUAUUUACAUAUUUAUAGUGAGCAAGAUAGCGACUUUCGUGUGGAACUUUACAGAUUUAUUCGUCAUGUUGAUUUCCACCGGUCUGGCUGAAAGAUACAAAACAUUGAACAAGAGAUUAUUCGAUACGGCCAAAAAGCACGCGAACAACAUAGAUUGGAGUGAAUUUAGAAACGAUUACGCUAUCCUAAGUUCACUGGUGAAAAAAGUGGACAAUGAUAUAUCUCCGAUAAUACUCCUUUCCUUCGCAAAUAAUCUCUACUUUAUUUGUUUACAAUUAUUGAAUGGAAUAUCCGGACCUGAAGGCGACGAUAUUUUGAGUAAUCUUUACUUCUUUGGUUCUUUUGCCUUCCUCAUUCUUCGAACGUGUGCCGUAACUUUAUUGUCCGCCAGAAUAAAUGAUCAAAGUAAAACGGUACUCCCAUUGUUGUAUAAUUGUUCUUCGUCCACCUAUAACAUCGAGACACAAAGAUUGCAAUAUCAGCUUACCACCGACGAUAUCUCACUGACGGGCUUACGUUUCUUUUCCAUCACGAGGAACUUUAUGCUAGCGCUAACUGGAGCGAUCGUAACGUACGAGGUCGUGCUUCUUCAGUUCAACGUUGCUAUGAUAAAUUGAAUCAACGGUGGAAGCUACCUUCAAACAUUGUCUCUCUCUCUCUCUCUCUCUCUCUCUCUCUCUAUGUUUUUAGAUUAUUUAAUGAAGAUAUAAUACUUUGCAAAAAGGAAAAUAAAAGAAUAUAAA
Molecule: messenger RNA, 4842 nt
Organism: Vespa crabro (European hornet)
Lineage: Eukaryota; Metazoa; Arthropoda; Insecta; Hymenoptera; Vespidae
Product: gustatory receptor for sugar taste 64f-like
Exons: 11
Coding region: 3238-4716 (492 amino acids)
Biological process (GO): detection of chemical stimulus involved in sensory perception of taste; sensory perception of chemical stimulus
Cellular component (GO): membrane
Molecular function (GO): taste receptor activity
Source: RefSeq, a predicted model, not a curated record